Messenger RNA from Lucilia sericata (common green bottle fly), 1104 nucleotides. RefSeq names its product enhancer of split mgamma protein-like. The record is from RefSeq and is a predicted model, not a curated record. The transcript is spliced from 2 exons. Gene Ontology annotation, biological process: regulation of transcription by RNA polymerase II; regulation of neurogenesis; anterior/posterior pattern specification. Lineage: Eukaryota; Metazoa; Arthropoda; Insecta; Diptera; Calliphoridae. Bases 193 to 897 code for a protein of 234 amino acids. Gene Ontology annotation, cellular component: nucleus. Gene Ontology annotation, molecular function: protein dimerization activity; DNA-binding transcription factor activity, RNA polymerase II-specific; RNA polymerase II cis-regulatory region sequence-specific DNA binding.
GUUAAGACGUUUCGUUGGAGGUUCUUAAAAAGUUUGUUGUGUGUGUUCUAAAGAAAACGUUAGCAAAAUAUUAAAAAAUUCUAACAAAAAAAGAAUUUCUAAACCUAAAAAAAUAAUAAAAUAAUAAAUUUUAAAAAAUACCAAGAAAUAAGUAAAUUGUUAGUGUUGUUUCAAUUUUCUAAAUAAAAGUGAAUGAGUUUUACCGCCAGAAUGCCACCCAAUCAUCAAUUUAUGCUUAAUUCUUUACCUAUGGAACCCGUAUCGCGUACUUAUCAGUAUCGCAAGAUUAUGAAGCCCAUGUUAGAGCGUAAACGACGUGCUCGGAUUAACAAGUGUUUGGAUGAGUUAAAGGAUUUAAUGACCGGCACCUUGCAAGCGGACGGUGAAAAUGUCUCUAAACUCGAAAAGGCUGAUAUACUCGAAUUAACCGUAAGACAUUUGCAACGUUUGCGAGAGAAAAAUGCUCUAUUCGUACGCCAUAAUGAAUCUUUAAAUAUGGAGAAAUUUUGGUCUGGUUUUCAGCAUUGUGCCGCCGAAGUAGCACAAUUUCUUAAUAAAUACGACCAACAUAUAAGUGGUGAAUUAAUACAACAUAUCAGCAGCUAUGUGCCAAAUAUUAGAGCCGCACCAGGUGGAGCAGCAACCCCAACCUCAGCAACAGUAAAUAGUAGAUUAGCCAACAGUUUUACAGCUCCCAGAGCAGUAAUAAGCCGAGAAUUGACAGCAUAUAACCAAAGAAUACCAUAUAAUAAAAUAACAGUGGGACAAAUGCCCAUUAUGCCCAUAAAUUCCCAUAAUAUGCCUAGUAAAGAAGAACCACAAAUGCCAUAUGAAAUGGGUAGAGAAAUGAAAAAAGAAUUGGUAGAGGAGGGUAUUAAUGUAUGGAGACCCUGGUAGAUUUUUUGCCCAAAUUAAAAUAAAAAGUUAUUUUAAAGAAUAAAUAAAAAAAGUAUUUUUAAAUUUAAUUUUAAUGUUAUAAAUAAAUAAAUUUAAAUUUACGUGUAAAACAUGCUAAGGACUAAAGCUUUAAUAAUAUGUAUUUAAUUUUAACUUAACUUACUACCAAGUAGUUUUUUCUAUAUUUAAUUUUAAUAUAUUUUUCAC